AUGAGCCGCCAGCUCCUCCAGCACACAAGACACACGCAGUACAAAACAACAAGAAGAGAUGCGGAGCCCACGCCAGCGACGGCUAACAACGCGUGCAGCGUCUGCCAGGCCAACGCCGGCCGCUAUGCGUGCCCGCGCUGCGGCGCGACGUACUGCUCGCUAGAAUGCUUUAGAAACCACGGCGACCGCUGCUCCGAGGGCUUCUUCAAAGAAAGGGUGAAGGCCGCAUUGGCCCAGGAGCCGCAAAAGAAAGCGCGCUGGGUCGGCGAUCUCCUCAAGGGGGCGCCUUCUCCAGAAAUCGACGAGGCGCGGCUCUUGCAGUUGCUCGAUGGGUCUGUACAACCUACAAAAGCCGAGGAGCAACUUGUUUUGAGAGCCAUCGCGAACGGGGAACUCGAGUCGGAGCCGUGGGCGCCCUGGUGGUGUGAUUUGGGCCGGCUCGACGACGACCUCGCGGCCUGUGCGUCGAAGUACGACGCUCUUUCAUCCGAAGCGUUGCGCGACGCCGACGCCGCGCGACGAUUGUACGAGGCCGAACGGAGCGCGGAAACAACCGAGGCCGACGCGCCGGGCGGCGAGGUGACCAGAGCUCGGGUCCUGGCGCGCUCAUCAAAGGCGCCGCCCCUCUGGCUCCUCGUCUGGGCGCCGUCCGAUGCAGAGCAUGCAGAGAGCGUCGCGCGCGUCUGCCGCGACAACCUGAACGCGACGGCGGCGCCGGCGCCCUCGGUCGCGAGCGCCCUCUACGCGUACUGCGCCGCCGCGCGCGCCUUCGACGGCUUUCACCUCGACGAGGGCGCCGCGGCGGACGCGUGGCUCGCGGCGUGUCCCGCCGUGGCGCGCGACGAGCGGCCCGAGACCGUGGCGGCGGCACUCGUCGAUGCGGAGCGGCGGGCGAUCGCCGCCGGCCUGGCGUCGAAGGGCGGCCACGCGGCGCUCGCCCGUGACGCGGCGGCGAUCCUGGGCGCGGGGCCGCGCGCCGUCGCCGCGGCGCUCCUCGACGCGUGGGCCUGCAUCGCGCGCCACCGCGCGGCGCCGAAGCGCGUCCGACGGAAGAUCCGCUACCUGGCGUGCUGGUGCGGCGCGCCCGUCGCCGCGAAGGCGCUGGCCGACGCGCGCGAGGCGUGCCUGGCCGUGCGCAUUCCUGAAGAAGACGCGCCGCUGCCGGCGCUCGUGGACCUGUCGCUUUCAUCAUCGAAGCCGUCGAAGCCGGUCGUUGUGAAGAGUGAUUGCGCGUUUCGCGACUACGACGCGCCCGAUUAA
This is a messenger RNA of Pelagomonas calceolata, 1260 nucleotides long. The record is from the annotation of a GenBank genome assembly. Lineage: Eukaryota; Pelagophyceae; Pelagomonadales; Pelagomonadaceae.